Messenger RNA from Hyaloscypha bicolor E, 216 nucleotides. RefSeq lists its product as uncharacterized. The transcript has a single exon. The annotation marks the transcript as partial. Lineage: Eukaryota; Fungi; Ascomycota; Leotiomycetes; Helotiales; Hyaloscyphaceae. The record is from RefSeq and is a predicted model, not a curated record.
CGCCUCUACCAUUUCAUCGUCACAGACGACAUUAUCGAACUGCGCAACGAACUCGAAUCUUUUUUCAACAGAGCCGAAUGGCCAGUAAAUGCCAUCCUCGACCCAAAAGACACAAAUCCUCAGCGCUAUGCGAUUCUUGCUGUUUUGACAGCGUUGAUGUGUAGGGCUUUUAAUCGGUUGAUUGAGAAGGUUUGCCGAGGAAUGCACCGCCUAUAA